AUGAUUCACGAAGACGCUGGCCGCCUCUGCUUCAAAUAUGACGCCGAGAAAGUCUGGAUUGAACCUUGGGGCGACAAUGCCUUUCGAGUUCGCGCGACCAAAGUGGCAAGCAUGCCCACAGAGGACUGGGCAUUGAACAAGAAACCUGCUGAAAAGGCAGAUAUUGCCAUCCACGACACUCACGCAUGCGCUGUAAACGGCAAAAUAUCAGCUACCAUCACAAAAGGGGGCAAGCUCUCGUUCCACAACUCCGACGGCAAACUCCUCCUGGAGGAAUACACCAGGAACCGUCGAGAUAUCGUCGACCCCAAAUGCAGCGCCAUCGAGGUCGAGGCACGCGAGUUUCGGCCAAUCCCUGGCGGAGACUACCACUUGACCUACCGUCUAGAGAGCCUGGAUCUGAGCGAGAAGAUCUUCGGCAUGGGACAGUAUCAGCAGCCUUACUUGAACCUCAAAGGUCAUGAUCUCGAGCUCGCCCAUAGAAACUCCCAAGCCAGCGUACCGUUUGCCGUUUCGUCUUUGGGAUACGGACUGCUUUGGAACAAUCCCGCAAUCGGGCGGGCAGUUCUGGGAAGCAACAUAAUGAGCUUUGAGGCAUACUCUACCAAGUCUCUGGACUACUGGGUUGUAGCAGGCGAUACACCUGCCGAAAUACUCGAAUCGUAUGCGCGAGUCACGGGAACGGUCCCCAUGAUGCCAGAGUAUGGUCUGGGGUUCUGGCAGUGCAAGCUCCGAUAUCAGACACAAGAAGAGCUCCUGGAGGUCGCGCGGGAGUACAGGCGUCGACAGUUGCCCAUUGAUUUGAUCGUGAUUGACUUUUUCCAUUGGCCCAAGCAAGGCGAGUGGAAAUUUGACGAAACCUACUGGCCUGACCCAGACGCCAUGAUCAAGGAGCUGAAAGAUUUGCGCAUCGAACUCAUGGUUUCCAUCUGGCCCACCGUGGACAAGAAGUCGGAAAACUUUGAGGAAAUGCGGGAGCAAGGCCACCUCAUCCGCGUCGACCGUGGUGUCCGGACGGGAUUGGAUUUCGAAGGUGAAACCAUUCACUUUGACGCAACCAACCCCAGCGCUCGGCAGUACGUCUGGAACAAAUGCAAAGAGAACUACUUCUCCAAGGGCAUCAAGACUUUCUGGCUCGACGAGGCGGAACCAGAGUACACGGCCUACGACUUUGACAACUACCGAUACCACCUCGGCUCCAACCUCAGCAUCGGCAACGUCUACCCUCGUGACUAUGCCCGCGCCUUUUUUGAGGGCCAGGAAAAAGAGGGCCAAGAGAACAUUGUGAACUUGCUGCGAUGUGCCUGGGCCGGCAGCCAAAAGUACGGCGCUCUAGUGUGGAGCGGGGAUAUUGCCUCGUCGUGGUCGAGCUUUCGGAACCAACUCGCGGCCGGACUCAACAUGGGACUUGCCGGGAUUCCAUGGUGGACGACUGAUAUAGGAGGCUUCCACGGCGGCGACCCUACGGAUAAGAAUUUCCGGGAGCUGUUUGUUAGGUGGUUCCAAUGGGGCACCUUUUGCCCCGUCAUGCGACUCCACGGCGACCGUGAACCACGACAGCCUCAGCAAGGUACAACGGGAGGCGCGACCUGCUGCAGCGGCGCUGACAAUGAAGUGUGGUCGUACGGACCCGAAGUGUACGAAAUCUGCAAGACCUACAUGGGGAUUCGUGAAGAAAUCAGGGAUUACACUCGCGGGUUGAUGCGGCAGGCUCAUGAACACGGCACCCCAGUCAUGCGCACGCUCUUUUACGAGUUUCCCCAUGACGCAAAAUGCUGGGAGAUUUCUGAGCAGUACAUGUACGGUAACAAAUACUUGUGUUGUCCCGUGCUCGAGGCCGGGCAGACAAGAUUGGCCAUCUACUUGCCAGCCUUGCAAGAAGACCAGAAAUGGGUUUCAUUCUCCAACAAUACCAGCUACGAAGGUGGUCAGACGAUUCAGUUUGAUUGUCCUUUGGAUACUAUGCCGGUAUUCCUCAAGAGUUGA
Molecule: messenger RNA, 1986 nt
Organism: Pestalotiopsis fici W106-1
Lineage: Eukaryota; Fungi; Ascomycota; Sordariomycetes; Amphisphaeriales; Sporocadaceae
Product: putative family 31 glucosidase ORF2
Exons: 2
Coding region: 1-1986 (661 amino acids)
Biological process (GO): carbohydrate metabolic process
Molecular function (GO): carbohydrate binding; hydrolase activity, hydrolyzing O-glycosyl compounds
Source: RefSeq, a predicted model, not a curated record